Triticum aestivum (bread wheat) is the source of this 526-nucleotide messenger RNA. RefSeq names its product non-specific lipid-transfer protein 2P-like. The transcript has a single exon. NCBI's taxonomy places the organism in Eukaryota, Viridiplantae, Streptophyta, Magnoliopsida, Poales, Poaceae. The coding region runs from base 67 to 363 and encodes 98 amino acids. Gene Ontology annotation, biological process: lipid transport. The record is from RefSeq and is a predicted model, not a curated record.
CAACUACCAGUACACUCCACUCCCAUCACACACACAGACACGCCUGCAAGAGCGAGAGCGUGAACCAUGGCGUCCAUGGGGAAGAAGCAGAAGCAGGUGGCGGCGACGCUGAUGCUGGCGCUGGUGGUGCUGGCGGCGGCGCCGGGCGGGGCACGCGCGGCGUGCCAGGCGUCGCAGCUGGCGGUGUGCGCUUCGGCCAUCCUGUCCGGGGCCAAGCCGAGCGGCGAGUGCUGCGGCAACCUGCGGGCGCAGCAGGGGUGCUUCUGCCAGUACGCCAAGGACCCCAACUACGGGCAGUACAUCCGCAGCCCCCACGCGCGCGACACCCUCCACUCCUGCGGCCUCGCCGUCCCGCACUGCUAGGCACCAUCCACGUACAUAUGGCUGAGCUAGCUAGAUCUGCCUCAGUGACCAUGAGAGCGUCAGACUAUAGCUAGCCUAGCUGAGUGCGUGUUGUUGCGUCUAUGAACGCAUGUGGUUCGACUUUGAUGAUGCUGGAAUGAAUAAAAUGUUGGGUGAUGAUCUA